Molecule: messenger RNA, 1676 nt
Organism: Alternaria rosae
Lineage: Eukaryota; Fungi; Ascomycota; Dothideomycetes; Pleosporales; Pleosporaceae
Product: regulator of G protein signaling domain-containing protein
Exons: 3
Coding region: 120-1544 (474 amino acids)
Biological process (GO): intracellular signal transduction
Source: RefSeq, a predicted model, not a curated record
GGACCAAUUUGGAAUUGCAUCGGGAAUGACACACGCUGGAAAUGCGCCCGCAGUCUGACACCUGCCUUGUGCCUUGGAACUUCCCGUAUUCGCUGCUAUAGCAGUACCAAAUUUUGAGCAUGGACAUGAAUUUAGCUAACACAUCAAUUCAGGACUUCAAGGACCUCUUCUCGACGCUUAUGGUUUCGCUUCCCCUCACAGCACACCGCGUUCGCUUUAGGAUGAUCGACUUCACCUUUACAUCGGAUGAAGCAAUUACCAAUCUUGGAUCCCUCAAAUUCUCUCAGUCCAAUCGUAUGCCAGACCCCAAGGACUCGUCACGUGUCGUGACGACGACCACUACGACCACCUUCUCAAUGGCCAAGGAAAUGGCUCGCUCCGUUUGCCAGAAAUUUCUCGAGGCUAAAUUUGUUGAGUCAGUAGAAGGCAAGACGGAUUUCAUGAACAAGAGCUCGGUCUGGCAACUUACGCCCAAGGGCAUUCACAUUCUGGAGCGCUUUUGUACACGCAAUGGCAUCGCUUCAGCUCACGUCAAGGCUGUCAUUGAGUCUAACAGAAAUCCGAGACAACUGGUCGUACUUGAACGCAACACUGAGACCGACAAGCUUCAUCACGAUGAACAGACCGUUGAGAUCAUCUUUCGUCGCUUUAUUGGCACCACUGCCAACGAGACCCAGUCGGAUUCUGACUCGAUACAUGAGUUCUCAAAGUGUGAUAUCGGGGUUAAGCUUGUCAAACACCGACCCACCUCACAGCGCCAGUUUGAGUACACCUUCAACGGACGCAACGCCGCACAGUGGUUGAUGGACUGCUCAACUAUGGUUGACCCCCGUGAAGCUAUCGAGGUUGGCUCGCUAUUCUUGCAGCUCAAGCUCAUUGCCCCAGUUGAUCCUCGCAACUCAGAACACCAGUUCCAACCUUCAAAGCAGGUGCACUACUACAUCACCAAUCACGGCGAGCGCGUCGCCGGCUGGCUCCUCGAGGAAAUCCCAUCAGGCGGAGAUGUAGCAGUCAAGUCAAGAGAUGGCGUUGCCCGCGAUUCCAACAGCAACCGUACCAACGUUAUUAUUCGUAACCCUUCAUGGCGUCUCUUGUACCGCGAGUUCCUCAAGGAAACCAUGUGCGAGGAGAAUCUCUCUUUCUACCUUGAGGUCCAGCAGUUCAACAAGCAAUAUCGGGACGCUAUCAACGACAAGGGUGAUAACAAGGUUGAGACAAUCCGGGAGACGCUUGCUGCCGCAUACGGUCUGUACAAUGCUUUCCUGGCUCCCGGCUCACCCAAUGAGCUCAACAUCGACCAUAGUCUUCGUACACAGCUGGCUACACGCAUGACUCGUGCCGUUGGCGACGAUGCAGCCAUGUUGCAGAGUCUUAACGAGGUCGCCUCCUUAUUCGAAAAGGCUCAGCAGUCCAUCUUCAAGCUGAUGUCUAGCGACUCUGUGCCCAAAUUCGUCAAGCAUGCCAAGUACGGCCCUCAGCUCCGUGGUCUUGAUGCCGCCGCUGCAUCCGCCUAUGUUGCUUCGCCCACUGCCACCCGAUCAUAGAAUGAAUAUCGCGCCACUUUCACGACCGAUUCUGAAUCUCUCCGCAAGAUGAAACGACGACGACAUGCGAGCGCUGAACCAUCUCAGGCCUGAUCGCCUUCCUUGGAUAGCUGGCAUCACUUUCUUGAUGCG